This is a messenger RNA of Sceloporus undulatus (fence lizard), 6974 nucleotides long. RefSeq names its product sulfite oxidase (gene SUOX). Bases 318 to 1988 code for a protein of 556 amino acids. Gene Ontology annotation, cellular component: mitochondrion. Gene Ontology annotation, molecular function: molybdopterin cofactor binding; oxidoreductase activity; molybdenum ion binding. The transcript has 4 exons. NCBI's taxonomy places the organism in Eukaryota, Metazoa, Chordata, Lepidosauria, Squamata, Phrynosomatidae. The record is from RefSeq and is a predicted model, not a curated record.
GGUGUUCUCUCAGGUAAAAACAUGGCGCUUUUGUUAUUUGUGGCCCUUCCCCGUUCAGCGGGGCCCGAUGCCCCAGCGCCAGCGAAGGUGGAGGAAGGAGUUUGUAUAGGCAGCAGCCCCCAGGGAGGCCCCGUACAGGCUCUGAGGCGAAGGCGGAGCCGGAGGAAGGCCUCUCCUCCCUCUCCCUCCGCCGGCAUCUCGAAAACACACGUCGGCGGGGAGGGAGUGCCUCAAGAACCGGAGCUUCAAGGAUCCCCUCCGGUCUUCCUCUCGCCCUCAGCGGCUCUCCUUCGAAGGCCAGAGCAGGUUCAGAGAAGAUGUUGCUGUCCAGACCUAGCCAGAGUGGCCUCUCCACACUACAGAGAACAUACUGGUUGCGAGACAUGGUCCGGAGGACCCUCCCUCUGGCCCACUCGGCCUUUAGUUGCUUCCGCUCCCACAACACUUGGAACGAGGCUGGUGGCCCAAGACGCAGAAGGUUCAUGGGGGCAGCUGUGCUGGCAGGGGCUGGGCUGGGCAUAGGCACCAUCUUGGCAUAUGGAGAUCAACGUCACCGGGCUACCAAGGCUGAGGCCCCAGAGUCUGCAUCUGGCCCCCUGUUUCCUACCUAUACUAGGCAGGAGGUGGCUCGCCACCACAGUGAGGCCAAUCGGGUGUGGGUGACCUAUGGCAGCGAUGUUUUCGAUAUCACAGACUUCAUAGAGCAGCAUCCAGGAGGCAAAAGCAAGAUUCUUCUGGCAGCUGGUGGUGCUCUGGAACCCUUUUGGGCCCUCUAUGCCAUGCACAACCAGGAGCAUGUGCUGGAAAUCCUUCAGGGUUUCAAAGUGGGGCAACUGAGCCCAGAAGAGCCCCCCCAACCCACUCCAGGAGAUCCCUAUGUUGAUGACCCUCCACGCCACCCUGCCCUUCAAGUCAACUCUUUGAAGCCCUUCAAUGCAGAGCCCCCUUCGGAGCUGAUCACUGAAAACUACCUGACUCCCAACCAGCUCUUCUUCAAACGCAACCACCUCCCUGUGCCACUUGUGGACCCUGAAACCUACCGUCUACAUGUGGAGGGUCCCCGUGGACGGGCAGUGUCUCUGUCCCUGCAAGACUUGAAGAGGAAUUUCCCAAAGCAUGAGGUGACCGCUGCCUUGCAGUGUGCUGGCAAUCGUAGGGCAGAGAUGAAUGCUCUCAAGAACACCAACCGGCUAGGCUGGAGUGUUGGGGCAAUUAGCAAUGCCCGCUGGGGGGGUGCCCGACUUCAGGAUGUUCUGCUGCAGGCUGGCUACAAACAAGGUGAUGAAGGGCAUGUCUGCUUUGAAGGCCUGGACAAGGACCAGACUGGCACUGUUUAUGGGGCCUCCAUCCCAUUUAAGAAAGCUAUGAGUCCUGAAGGGGAUGUUCUUUUGGCUUAUGAGAUGAAUGGUGAGGAGCUGCCCCGGGAUCAUGGAUUUCCCCUCAGGGUUGUUGUGCCAGGUGUAGUUGGUGCCCGUAAUGUCAAAUGGUUGGCCAAGAUUACUGUCAGCCCAAAUGAAAGCUCAAGUCAUUGGCAGCAGAAGGAUUAUAAAGGAUUUUCUCCUGCAGUGACAUGGGACACAGUGGAUUUUUCCAAGGCUCCUGCCAUCCAAGACAUGCCCAUCCAGUCAGCCAUCACUGAGCCAGGCCCUGAGACCAUCAUCAGCUGUGGGGAGCUCACCGUGAAAGGUUAUGCCUGGAGCGGAGGUGGGCGAAAAGUUAUCCGUGUAGAUGUUUCUCUGGAUGGUGGAAAGAGCUGGUGUGAAGCAGAGCUUACUGGAGAAGAGCAGUUGCCUGGCCGAGCUUGGUCAUGGCAACUCUGGCAGCUGAAUGUUUCUGUACCCCCUGGCACCAGAGAGCUAAACAUUGUCUGCAAGGCUGUGGACAACAGCUACAAUGAACAGCCUGACACAGUGGGGCCUAUUUGGAACAUUUUGGGAGUGCUCAACAAUGCUUGGCAUCGAGUGCAUGUGCUUGUGAGUGAAGAGUAAGAGCCUUACGUGUGCCUCGUCACCUGGGAGAAAUGAAGGAUCAUGGAUUCUUGGCUACUUUGCACCUUCUUUUUUCUUUGGUCUCUGUGAGGAGGCUAAGAAGAAAAGUUGAGAUCUUCCAUGGCGUCUUGUGACCUUCCUUGCUUACUGUUGAGCUUCUGGUGUAGCAGUUCUUGAGCUUCUGAAUGGAGGUGGCCUUGAAAGAAAUAAUAACACACCUCUUCUCUUAGCUAUCUGUAGAAAAGCCUUUCUUCCUUGGGAAUAUGGUACUGAUAACCUGCUUUUUAAAAAAAAGAUCCAGUAGUCCAGAGGUUGGACAACUUUUGGCUCCCCAGACAUUGCUAAGCUGCCAUUCCCACCUUUCCUUGCCAUUAGCUGUGCUGACUAGGGGGCACAAACUGCCCAUCCCUGCAAGAUGUACCUACAUUGCUGAUCUGUUGGACUUUUCUUUUGAAAGCAGUGUGACUUUGUUUGCAUUCAGGUUUUGACCAUAUAACAGAGGUAUUCAAACAAUCGUUAGUGGGGUGGUGAGUUGGCUCUGAUUUUUAGUCCAGACAGACUUCAAAGGAAAUGUGCAAAGAGUGAAACUGAUUUGGGGGCUAGACCUCAGCACCUUGGAUAGCUCCUGCAACCUUCAGGCUAAAACUUGCUGUGGAUUCAUCACCGCCACUGGCAUGGAAACCAGCUGCUGCUAUCCAGACUUCUAACACUUAAAUUCCUAAUCCAUUUUGCAGAGUGUCACCCUUCUCAUUAUCUUGCUCAUGGGCUUUGAAUGCUGAACUAUGUCAAUCUUGCUCAUUUCUGUACAAAGAGAGGCAGUUUUGCCUAUCAUGUUUUUUUGGAAACAGGAGAAUAUUGAUGUGUCAGGGUUUUGUAUAUAGCAGAGUAGCUCCCUCACUGUGAUCCAUUGAAAGGCAGCCCUUGAUACAAGCAACAAACAAAGAAAAGCAGGAGAAUAUUGAGUAUUUGAGCCCCCUCUCCCCAAUGCAUUAGUUACAACAGGAGCUGGAACCUCCUGGAAUUCUUCAUUAGAAAAAAGCACAACUGGAUUCUUCUUCUGAGUUUAUUUAAGUAGAAUCUAGUUUCAAGGAAACACUGUUACUACCUCUUUUGUAAGCGCUAUCCUCUUGGAAAGCCUUUCAGCCACACCCUAGAAUCCAUUGUGCCUUCCUUUUUGUUUCAGUGGGAAAGAGGACAGAAUUGUGGAGUCCUCAGAAGAACUUCCCGUUUUUCCAUUGCAUGUGUUAAAACCAUAAUCCCCAUCCAGCCCACAGGGGCUUGAGAUUACACGAGUUUUAGUGCAAUGCAACUGGAGGACACCCAUUUGAGGAGAGCUGUCUUUGAAACAUUGGGCAGAAGAGGGGAUUUCAGCCAUGAUUAUGCAUAAGAGCAUCUGAUAUCUACUUCCCCUUUGUGUCCAUACAGGAGGGUCCCGGCCCACACUUUGAGAAGCACUUUUCUGAAUAGAGUUUAUUGGUUGAGCUUCUGGGAAUCUGUAUUUUUUCAACUUUGGCAAAAAAUAAAAUAAAAUACUGAUGAUGGAAAAGGAGUGGGGAGAAGGAGGGAGUGAUAACUAUAUGGGAAUAGAGAAAUAUUGCCCAUAUAUAAGGAGGCAGAUUGGAGAUUGGAGAAGCAGUCUGUCGCUUUGCAUGGUGAGAGUUUCCUGGAGCAGUACUCUGUACCUCUCUGGUUCCUGCUGCUGUUGCUCCUGGCAGUAUGUGCAGCUUAAACAAAUGUCACUCCAGGGAUGAUUCUUCAUCUUACUAUGAGCAUUUUGUGGCUUCCAAACACCUUCCUGCUGUCAUCUCUUUCAAUAUGCUUUUUAACAAAUGAAAAAAAGAUCUAUUUUAUACCACUAAAGUUAUUCUGAGGAUAGACAACAUUCAGUUAAAACAAGGAUUGGCAAUCUUGGUGAGUUUGGAGACCAAUGUUAGGACCUGCCUUGUGAUAUAUUGCUUGAAGUUUUUGAUGUCAAAAUGGUAAAGACCAUAAAAACAAGCAAGAAAUGCUGGUUUUAAUGGGGUUUUCCAGUUAGCCGCUAAAUUCCAGCACCAUUUUUAUUGGGAAAAGGUCUCUGGGAGAUCACACACAGCCCUUAAGCCAGAUAUAAUGACAUUGUAAGAUGCAGAACCAUUCCAUAGAGAUAAUAACACUAAAUCAAGUCAAAUUGAGGACUAAAUUUGUGUGUGUGUGGUUUUUUUUUAAUAAAGUGGGAAAAUAAAAAUAGCCUAGCUUUACACAAAAAGAUAACAUGUGUGUGUGGUAGGCUGCCCUUGGAAGAGCCAUCCACAGGUGUGGAACCACAACAGGAAAGCUCUACUCCUGGCCACUGUGACCUACUCUUCAUUCAUGGAGCCCCUGAAGAAGACUCUCUGGCAAAGUCCAUAGUGUUCCCCUGGAGGAAGAUCACUCUUUAGUUUGUCCCAAACUGUCCAGUUCAGUAUAACACCAGUUUGAAUUAUGCUUAGAAAUGGACCGGGCAUAGUGCAUUCCAGUAUAGUGUCUCUUCUCUGCUCUAGGUUUCCCCCACCAGAUUGCUAUGCUGUGUCCCGCCAAAUCAGGACAACAGUAGUUAUUUUUCCCCAAGCAGUCCUAGUAGGUCUCAUGCAAGGUUGCUGUGCUGCUGUGAGCAUAUGCAAGAGAUAUCCCUGGAUUAAUUACGACUUUUUGCAACUUACUGGAAUGUUGGCAUCAUAAUGCUUAUGUGCCAGUGUCAGCAUACAGUUUUAGAGAAAGAGAGGGCUUUGGGAAGGAAACCAUCCUGAUGAACGGGUUGGAUGCAUUGGAAAUUACAAAGUGAGACAUGUUGAAAGAGAGUUUGGAGAAAUUAUCAGAUUCAGUCUUGGAAACUCUGUCCCUCUAGCUUUUAUUCAGUUUUCUUACAAGACUUGCCAAGCUUUGAGAAUCCAUUUUAGAGGAGGGGGAAGCUUUCAUGGCACUACAAAAGACUUUUGUAUUAUUUCUCUGCCUUUUUCUUAAUUUCUUGUUCCCUCUGCUGGCUGUGGUGUGAAAUGUAUUUAUCUCAUUCAUUUUGAAAAUUGUGUAAUGGCCUGUUUGCACAGCAAUACCAAAGCUAGGCAAGGUUCCUUUUUCACAUCCCCUUUUUAAAAAUGCAAUAGGAAUGCACAAAAUGGAAAAAAUUAAAACUGUCUUAACUUUUACUGGAUGGCUAUAUUUCACUCCACAGCUUCAGUAGACUUUUUUCCACUGUUAAAUUCUGAAUCCUUUCAGCUCUGAACAAAAUAGACUGCAAAAAAGGGCUUUUCAGUGUUUUCUCAGCCAGACUGAUCAGCAAUUACAUCAUUUGAAAUCCAAAUUGUUUGAACUGGUAUGAUUCAAAGAAUAUCAAAGUAUCAUUUGGGGGUAGCUGUCAAAAACUUAAAACUACAGCUUGAAAGUUUUUAUUAUUAUUAUUAUUUGGGCUACACAUCUCCAGGCAACGUAGACACUGGUAUCAGCACACAGAAUUAAGGUCCUGUCUAAUGGAUACCAUUUCAUGACAUGAAAGCACAGUUCCCAUUUUGUUUAACCUUGAAAUUACAUCAAUAUACAUUUCUAAAAGUACAUUACAGCUUUUCUGCUUUGCCCCCAAACACGUACCUCCUUUGCUCUUUUUGUUUGACAUAAACAAAACACCCUGAAAAGAGUUUUACAAAGCUUUCCAACUAUUUUGUAACUCUUUGGCUGGUCUUAAUGACAUGGACUGAAAAGCCACAUCUAGUAUCAGCGGUGUAAUGUGUACAAUUGUGUAUAUGAUCCAUUUGCUAACUUAGUAGUAGGGAAAAUCUGGAACUGGAAUGGCUUUCAACUUUCCCAUUUUUUGGAGGUCAGGAAUAAGGCAGAGCGGGAUGGCUCUAUAAUUAAGGUGACUAGCUGGACUGCACGAGAAGGUGGAUGCGGAUACUAGGGGCUGCACAGGGAACUGAUGACAAUCAUAUAUGACUCCAGGUUAUAUUCCCUAUGGUAAAUAUAUUUUUCUCUUAAUUUUCUUUUUAAUUGAAUGAAUCACUACAAACAUCUUAUAAAUCAACUUAACUUCUAGCUUUUAAAAAUUUUAUUGCAAAUUUAUCUCUCCAAAGUGAAUGUAUCUUACAUAUACAUACCACUAAACAAAAUUGUUAAGAAGCUUGUGUUCCUGUUGCAUAGUAGUCAGUCUGUAUUUUAUCAUAAGUGGUAGAUUGAUCAAACUUUUUCAGAUUCAGGUCUAAUCUGCACUGCAGAAAUAAUGCAGUUGAUACCACUUCAAUUGCCAUGGCUCAGUGCUGUGGAAUCCUGGGAUUUCUAGUUUGUUGGGGCAUCAGAACUGUUGUUUUUAAUAUCUGUAGUUGCACCUAACUCAUUAGGAUCAAACUUCGUCAUUUGGAGCCCAGAGGAAGAAUGUAAAUGCUCAAUUCCAUAUGAUUUUCACCUGCUGCCCUGCUUUGUCCUUUUUCAGAGCUGUCUAAGAUUGCAGGAACCAAGCUGCAUCACAAUUUCUUUCUACUCCAGCUUCUUUGCCUUUUAAUUGUAAGCUUGAGGUAGACGUUUUUCUCCUGCUAAUGCCAAGACUUGAGAACUCCCAAGUUUUGUAACCCAAGCUGUUACAAUCUUUUGGAAAAAAGGUCAACAAACUGGCUUUGUGCCUGGAAUAGAGUUGUUAAAUGUGUAGAUAACAGUGGUCAUUGGAUAGGCCCUUUUGAAAAUAGUGAAGUGUUUUCUGGGCAUGCAGAGGUGACCUGCAGUUACUAAAAUAUGGAAGAGACUGGUAUUUCUUAAAAAUCAGAUACAGAUACCUUUAAAUUAUUCCACACAGAAGAAACUUUAUAUUUUUACUAUGUGCUGGUUCCAGUCUUUGUCUGAGUGUAUUCCAAAAUAACAGGAAACUGACAAUUCUAAUGUAAUGAUUGCAUUUGCUGUGUUAUGCUGGGGGGAGGAUGAGAAUCUAUUUUUUUCUAGUAGUUCUUAAUAAAAGCUCUAAAUUUGAAGUUUCUUGUUUUUGUUUCUGUG